UAACCCCUGACUCACCGUUUACCUAGACGGUUCUUGUCACUAUUCGAAAAUCUUUAUUUCAUUUCAGACGUGAAUCUGUUCAGUAUGAAAACAUCAAGUUUUUGUGUGUUUCUUUUGAGUGCCUUUUUUACACGAGCUCGUAUCCAACUCAAUUCAUGUCGAAGUUCCCGAAGUGGCACUUGCAUAGACAUUUGGAAAUGUCCAUAUUACGUAAACUUAUUAAAUGCAAAACCACGACCUCCGCAUCUCAUUCCAAAAAUGAAACAAAACCUUUGCGGGUUUGUUAAUCGUGAAACCCCGAAAGUUUGUUGUAGAAAUUUGGACCGUGAUAUGAUUUUUGGCGGAGAUUUUUUGACCACUCAUGAAAAUUUUCAUUUACUCCCGAUGGAUAAUUGUGGACCAAUUUCUCACAGCACACGAAUAAUGGAAGGAGGAGUUGCUACUCGUGGGGAGUUUCCAUGGAUGGCAUUAAUUGCCUACAAAACAGGGGAUUCCCCCGAAGAUGAAGAUUUUAAGUGUGGUGGAAGUUUAAUAAACGAGAGAUACGUACUGACUGCUGCACAUUGUCUGGAUGAAGCUUCUAUAUUAGGAAUUCGACUGGGCGAAUACGACAUCCAGACCGAAAAGGAUUGUGACUCUCGGGGACAAAAUUGUGAACCUCCAGUACAAGACCUCCUAAUAGACAAAAUAAUCAUACACAGUCGCUACAAUCCCUCAACUUAUUCGAAUGAUAUAGGUUUGAUAAGACUCGCGACCCCUGCAAAUUUCAACUACGAUAAUGUUAAACCAAUCUGCCUGCCACAUGGAAAUCUCCUAAAAGCAAACCUUGUGGGGAAAUUCCUAACCGUGACUGGUUGGGGAGUUACAGAAACUGGUCAUAAAAGUAUGAUUCUUAGCAAGGUUUCAAUCCCUAUUGUUCCUUUGAAAGAGUGUCAAAAGCUUUAUGGUAAAUUUAAACCAAUUUCAAAAGGACAAAUUUGUGCUGGAGGUUACAAAGGACGAGAUUCCUGUUCCGGUGAUAGUGGAGGUCCAUUACAGUAUAUUACUUCCUUGGGACCCACCCAGCGAUACGUCCAAGAAGGUAUCGUGUCAUAUGGGCCAUCGCAGUGUGGAAUUAAUGGUCGACCAGCGAUUUACACCGACGUGAAAGAAUAUAUGUCAUGGAUUUUAGACACCAUUGAACCAUAGUUUAAACAAUUAGUGAAAAACUGUGACCAGUUUCUUGAAAAUGUGAUAUAGUACUGUUUUAGGGUUUAAUUUAUAACUAGUUUUCGGUAGUGGUCAAAACAAAGCUAGAUGAUUUUUAUUUUUAAUAUACCACAGUACAGAAUAAAUGUAGGUAUUUAUUGUGAC
Tribolium madens (black flour beetle) is the source of this 1353-nucleotide messenger RNA. Its product is annotated as phenoloxidase-activating factor 3-like. Gene Ontology annotation, biological process: proteolysis. The record is from RefSeq and is a predicted model, not a curated record. NCBI's taxonomy places the organism in Eukaryota, Metazoa, Arthropoda, Insecta, Coleoptera, Tenebrionidae. Gene Ontology annotation, molecular function: serine-type endopeptidase activity. The transcript is spliced from 6 exons. Bases 85 to 1188 code for a protein of 367 amino acids.